Benincasa hispida (wax gourd) is the source of this 1539-nucleotide messenger RNA. Its product is annotated as protein LIKE COV 2-like. Gene Ontology annotation, cellular component: Golgi apparatus. The record is from RefSeq and is a predicted model, not a curated record. NCBI's taxonomy places the organism in Eukaryota, Viridiplantae, Streptophyta, Magnoliopsida, Cucurbitales, Cucurbitaceae.
GUUAUCUAUGAAUUGAAGAAGGUAGAAUUAUCCGGCGCUGAUCUUCAUCGUGGAUUCUCUGACCAUAUCCAUAUGUGUAAGCGCAUAGUAAAGGCAGGCAGAGAAUUUUGGAGUAAUCGAGACGCCAUUAACACAACAGCAAGCGAUUAUUACGAGGAUAAGGUUUCUCUGUACUCACCUCCCACUUCAUCUUGUCCAAAAACCAUUCCUAAUCACGUGCUUACUUGCCUGCCAUUUGCUUGCGGUUUCAACAAACCCCAUUUUGGUGCUAAUGUCCUUUUCUUAGUGCAACUGCUCGCCAGUUUCCUUCCUUCUUUAUCAAGCGGCGACGACUCUUGCCGUGGCUACUGUGAAGUCAGAUUGGAAUUUUGCUUGAUUUUGUUUUCUUAACAAGGUGGUGUUUGGUUGUUUGUGAUGUUUGGGGUCUGAUUCGUUGGAGAUACGAGUAGAUUCUAAUUGAUUUUAAGAAAGUUAUGGCUGAAGAAAAGGAAUCGACCUCGGUUCCUCUUAGUCAAGUUGAUAAUGGCGGCCAGGAUCCUGAGGAUCCUGUUAAAUCUCCUCCCAGUUCUCCCAACUCGUCCACUCGUAAGGCUUGUUAUUAUGUUCUCCAAAGCUGGGUGUCAAAGAAGUUUAUGACUGGAUGUGUGGUUCUUUUCCCUGUUGCUGUUACCUUUUUUGUUACAUGGUGGUUCAUUCAAUUUGUUGAUGGUUUCUUCAGCCCACUAUAUGAGAGGCUUGGAGUUGACAUAUUUGGACUUGGGUUCAUAACAUCUUUACUCUUUGUAUUCUUUGUUGGUAUAUUUGUCUCAUCAUGGCUGGGUGCUACACUCUUCUGGCUUGGAGAAUGGUUCAUCCAGCGAAUGCCCUUUGUCAGGCAUCUAUAUUCUGCCUCGAAACAAAUCAGUGCAGCUAUUUCUCCUGAUCAAAAUACUAGGGCUUUCAAAGAAGUUGCAAUUAUUUGCCAUCCACGUGUUGGUGAAUAUGCAUUUGGCUUUAUUACUUCAACUGUUACCCUUCAGAGAGAGAGCGAAGAUGAAGAGCUAUGUAGCGUUUUUGUGCCAACAAAUCACCUAUACAUUGGGGAUAUAUUUCUUGUUAAUUCUAAGGAAAUCAUAAGACCAAACCUAUCUAUACGAGAAGGAAUAGAGAUUAUUGUUUCUGGCGGUAUGACGAUGCCACAAAUUAUUACUCCUUUGGAGAGAGUUGAUAGACAGGCUGAUAGAAUAACUUUGAACAGAAUAAAGUAGUGACAAGCAGAGGAGCAGGUAUCCCUGGUUUGUACGAGCAGUUUAUUGUCCUAUAAAUAGUGUGGAAGUCGUAGUAGUAAUAGUGACCUUAUAUGACAGAGUCAUGGGCUGUACUUGACAAAGAUAGGCUUGUUUGCGAGGUGAGCCAUUUUGCCCUCUUGAAUUUUUGUAUUCGAGUGCGAGUUAUAAAUGGUGGUUCUUGUUAGUUAUUACUACCUUUAUUUGAUGUGUUUGUAGUAUUAUCAUAGUAGUGAUAGAAAUCUUUUGAUAGAAAGACACAAAUAUCUCUCUA